Messenger RNA from Aspergillus heteromorphus CBS 117.55, 1521 nucleotides. Its product is annotated as putative MFS transporter. Gene Ontology annotation, molecular function: transmembrane transporter activity. Bases 1 to 1521 code for a protein of 506 amino acids. Gene Ontology annotation, biological process: transmembrane transport. The record is from RefSeq and is a predicted model, not a curated record. The transcript is spliced from 2 exons. NCBI's taxonomy places the organism in Eukaryota, Fungi, Ascomycota, Eurotiomycetes, Eurotiales, Aspergillaceae. Gene Ontology annotation, cellular component: membrane.
AUGGAGAAAUUCAUCACCGACCAUGAGGCCAUGGGCGAAAAGGCCGAGAUCGCCCACGAGGAGGUUGUGCAGAUCGCCCAGCUGACCGACGAGGAGAAGGUGCUGGAGAGGACGCUGCGUCGGCGGAUUGAUUCGCUGAUCAUGCCGUUGGUUAUUCUCGUUUACCUGAUGAAUUAUAUCGAUCGAAACAACUACGCCGCGGCCAAGCUGCAGGGUCUACAGCAGGACCUGUCGCUGGUCGGGUCGGACUACGAAACGGGCCUCUCGAUCCUCUUCGUCGGAUACAUCCUGAUGCAAGUCCCGUCUAACAUGCUCCUCAACUACAUGGGCCGCCCGUCGCUGUAUCUCGGCUUCUUCACGAGCGCGUGGGGGCUCGUCUCCGCGCUGACCAGCCAGGUGACCAGCUACGGGGGCAUCGUGGCGUGCCGGUUUAUCCUCGGCUUGGUGGAGGCGCCGUUCUUCGCGGGCGUGCUGUUCUACCUGUCCAAGUGGUAUACCAAGAAGGAGCUGGCGCUGCGCAUGAGCAUCUUCUACUCGGGCUCGCUGCUCAGCGGGGCCUUCGGGAACCUGAUCGCGGCGGGGAUCCUCGACGGCCUGGCUGGCAAGCAGGGCAUGUCGGCGUGGCAGUGGCUGUACAUCAUCGAGGGGUCGAUCACCGUGGCCAUCGGGCUGGCGAUCUGUCUCGUGCUGCCGGAUUUCCCCGAGACGUGGAAGCUGCUGACGCCGGAGAUGAAGCAUGUCGCGAACCGGCGGCUGGCCAUCGAGGCGGCCGAGGCGGACGUGGACGAGGGCGGCAGCGCGACGCAGCUGAAAGGGCUGAAGCUGGCGUUCACGGACAUCAAGACGUACGCGCUGGCGAUCAUAUACAUGGCGAUCGCGGCGGCGAGCGGGUUCCAGAACUUCUUCCCGACGCUGACGGAGACGCUGGGGUACAGCCACACGAUCUCGCUGCUGCUGGUGGCGCCGCCGUACGUGUUCAUGGUGUUCUACAGCCUGCUGCACUCGUGCCUGUCGGAUCGGUAUGAGCAUCGGUUCUGGUUCCUUGUGGCGCCGAUCCCGCUCACGAUCGUGGGGUUCAUCAUCUUCAUGGCGACGGACUCGUUCGGGCCGCGGUACUUCAGCUUCUUCCUGAUGAUCUUUGUGUUCGCGCAGAACGGCACGCUGUAUUCGUGGAUCGCCAACGCCAUCCCGCGCCCGCCCGCCAAGCGCGCCGCCGCCUACGCCUUCAUCAACUCGGUCGCCAACUCCGCCAGCAUCUGGACUCCCUACACCUACAACGAUGCCCCCUACUACCGCCUGGCCAUGGGGGUGUGCAUCGGCAUGCAGAUCCUGGGCGCCGUCACCGCGACGUUCCUGUAUCUGCAUCUGCGGGCGUUGAACCAGCAACUCGAGCGGCUGGAGAACGAGGCCACGAUCCUGACGGAGAGAGAGCUUCGUCGCCUGCAGCAGACGGCGGACGUGGAGGGCAUCGAUAUCGCCGCCGCGCGACGGCUCCAGAAGGGAUUCCGAUAUGUGACAUGA